Molecule: messenger RNA, 444 nt
Organism: Staurois parvus
Lineage: Eukaryota; Metazoa; Chordata; Amphibia; Anura; Ranidae
Source: the annotation of a GenBank genome assembly
AUGACACACGAAGGCCUUUUCAGGGUGAAUGGAAAUGUUAAAGUGGUGGAACAGUUGCGGCUGAAAUAUGAAAGUGGCGAGCCGUUGACUUUAUCAGAAGAUGGAGAUGUCUAUUCCGCUGCCAGCCUGCUGAAGCUGUUCCUACGAGAAAUGCCAGAUGGAAUAAUCAGUGCAACCUUGCUUCCCAAGUUUAUUCAGAUAUAUCAAGAGACUGGAAGUGAUACACAAAGAGAGAAUCAUCUAAAAGAGCUGAUCCAUGAAUUGCCAGAUACUCAUUACAGUCUGCUGAAGUACCUCUGCCACUUUCUGACUCAGGUAGUGGAGCGACAUGCCGAAAAUAAAAUGAAUAUCUACAACCUGGCUACUGUGUUCGGACCAAACUGUUUCCAUGUGUCUCCAGGCUUUGAGGGUAUGAAGCAACAAGAAGUAUGCAAUAAGAUUGUG